UUUUUUUUAAAUAAUGUCAUACGACACAGCACUCACAGUAUUUUCUCCAGAUGGUUAAUUAUUCUAAGUAGAAUAUGCAAUGGAAGCAGUUAAAAGAGGUCUUUGUUGUGUUGGUGUAAGAGGAAAAGAUGCCAUAAUAUUGGGAGUAGAAAAGAAAGCCACAUCUAAAUUGUAAGAUGUUAAAACAAUUAAGAAAGUAUAUUAAUUGGGUAUUUAUUACAUAUAUAUCUAGAUCAUAAUCUUUGUAUGACUUUUUCUGGAUUGAAUGCAGAUGCAAGAAUCUUGGCAAAUCAAACUAGAUUAUAAUGUUAAUAAUACAAGAUUUACUACGAAGAUGAUCCUUCUGUUGAUUAUAUUGCUAAAUUUACUAGUCAACAAUAAUAAAAAUUUACUUAAAGAGGAGGUGCUAGACCUUAUGGAAUUUCAACUCUUAUUGCAGGAUUUAGUAAUAAUAAACCAAAGCUUUUCUAAACUGAUCCUUCAGGAGCAUGUUCAGAAUGGAAAGCAACUUCAUUGGGAAAGAGUGCAAAAUAAGUCAAAGAUUUUUUAGAGAAACAUUGGAGAGAAGGUUUACAUGAGAAAGAUGCACUUUUACUUACAACUAAAGUAAAAAUAUAUAUUUUAUUAAAAAAUAGGCUUUAAUGGAUGUUGUUGAGAGUGGUAAUAAAAAUAUUGAAUUAUGUGUUAUUAGAAAGAAUGAAUGCUGGUUUUUGAAUGAAAACGAGGUUGAAGAAUUAACAAAAAUAACAGCUUAAUUAUAAUGAAAAUUGAUAUGAUAAAAAAUGUUAUUGAGAAAC
Messenger RNA from Paramecium primaurelia, 797 nucleotides. The record is from the annotation of a GenBank genome assembly. Lineage: Eukaryota; Ciliophora; Oligohymenophorea; Peniculida; Parameciidae.